AUGGCAAUGCCUACCCUUCCCAAGGAGCCUGUCGCCGCGCUUGUCGCCGAGUCUGACACCAAUGAGCUUGCAAAUUUGGGCUUGUUUGGUGAUGUCGAUGAUCUGUUUGAACUUCCUUUCAAGAUAGGUCGAUCUCUCCUCAAGCCUCUCACAGAAAAAAAGUUUACCACCCCUGAUGGGCGGCGCAUAAGUUUGUUGGGGCUAAUCACGGAGGAUAUGAAACGUCAAAUCGCGGAACAGGAGAGACUUGAGGCCGAGGGCGCUGAUGAAAACGAUUCCACUCAGCCUGGCACCGAGAACGAGCCUGCCACCGAGGGCGAGCCUGCCACCGAGGAUGGUGCUAAGGAUGACGCCGCUAUGGAAGCCUUGGUGUCCGUGUUCAAGGGGCUUUCAGAACAGAUUGAGAAAGAGAAGAACUACUAA
Molecule: messenger RNA, 423 nt
Organism: Colletotrichum aenigma
Lineage: Eukaryota; Fungi; Ascomycota; Sordariomycetes; Glomerellales; Glomerellaceae
Exons: 1
Coding region: 1-423 (140 amino acids)
Source: RefSeq, a predicted model, not a curated record